AUGGGCGGCGCCCUCGGCGCUGGCGUGUACUUCGCGGGCAACGCCACAUACUCACAUCAGUACUCUGCCGGCCAGGCGCAAAACGCCGCUGCGGGCCUGCGCGGCGCCGCGCCGCCGCCCAUGAGGGGGAUGCCAACCUUUGGCAGCAUGUCGAUGGGGUUCGCCGGCAUGCCCAUGGCGUUCGGCGGCGUGCCCGUACCCGUGCCGGGCGGCGGUGGCGGUGGCGUGGUGGCGGGCCUGGCGGCGGCGAGCGCGCCGCCGGGCCACCAGUGGGCUGGGCGAUAUGCCAUGCUGCUGUGCUCUGUCACUCUUGGGAGCAUCGAGCUGGGACGGCCUGGCAUGCGCAUCUGCAACAACAGCUUCCACGGUGUCUCAAACGGCGGCGGCGGCAAGGUCGGGCGCGGCUUCAACGACAUUUAUGCAGUCUUUGACAACAGCCAGGCCUACCCUGGCUACAUCGUUCACUACGACCUGUAG
Molecule: messenger RNA, 477 nt
Organism: Monoraphidium neglectum
Lineage: Eukaryota; Viridiplantae; Chlorophyta; Chlorophyceae; Sphaeropleales; Selenastraceae
Exons: 4
Coding region: 1-477 (158 amino acids)
Molecular function (GO): NAD+ poly-ADP-ribosyltransferase activity
Source: RefSeq, a predicted model, not a curated record